This is a messenger RNA of Rotaria socialis, 6120 nucleotides long. The record is from the annotation of a GenBank genome assembly. NCBI's taxonomy places the organism in Eukaryota, Metazoa, Rotifera, Eurotatoria, Philodinida, Philodinidae.
AUGGCGAAAGCCGCUUUCGUCACUUCUUUCCUUGUCUUGUUUAUCACUGUAUCAUAUGGAUAUAAACAAGAAUGUGCUAUUGGUCCUCAAUAUUGGUGUCAAUCAUUUGAAACUGCACAAGACUGUGGGUCACUACGUCAUUGUACCGAUACAGUUUGGCGUUACGAUGCAAAAAGUACCAAAGUCGAUUCAUCAACAACAUGUGAAUGGUGUCAAAAAAUUCUUGAAAAUACUCAUCAAGGAAUUCAACAUUUAGCCAACAAUGAGGAUUUGAUUAGAUCAUCGCUAGUAGAUGGAUGUAAACUAUUCCCAUUGGCUACUGUUUCAUCAAAAUGUACAAAUGCUCUUGAAAAUUAUGGAACAUCAGUUACUUCAUUAAUGAAACAUAAACGUUAUGCUACAUUAUGUCGUCUGAUGAAUAUUUGUUCAAAUGAAUCAGUAACAGAAGCUUCAUCAACUGAAAAACCAGUGAGACUUGGACAAAAACGAUGUACAUGGGGUCCAUCCUAUUGGUGUUCAUCGUUAAGUAAUUCGCGUGAAUGUAGUACCGUAGAUCAUUGUUCGAAUAAUAUUUGGUCAAAACAAUCCAUUCAAAAGAAACCAAAUGAUAAUAUUUGUCAAUAUUGUGAAUUUACUAUACAAAAACUACGUGUUAUUAUCAAUGAUCAGAAAACAGAAAUUGAUGCCGAAAAAUGGUUAGCCGGUGCUUGCUCUAUGUUACCAGCAAAAGAUGCUAUUGAUGAAUGUGUGCAAAUGAUGAGUAAAUAUGCCGAGGAAAUUCUUGCUGUUAUCAAAACUAAUAUUGAUCCCGGCGUAAUCUGUCAUUUGGUUCAUAUGUGUAAAGAAGCAACAGUUAUAACACGAGUUGAACUUGAAGAUAAAAGAACAGAAGAAAAGUCAAUUAUCAAUGUUGAUCAUGAUAAAUUAUCGGAGCGAUUACCCAUUGAUCAACAAUCAAAAAUGUUGUGUAAUGUCAUUGUUCGUGCUACACAUGAACUUCAUGUUAAACAACAUAAAACUCGAGAUGAAAUUCAAGCAUUUUUAAAAGAUGACUGCCAAAAGUUAUCAACAAACGAACUUGUACAAAAAUGUGAAAAUAUAGUUGAACACCAUGGUCUUAACAUUCAUGCACAUGUUGCAAGUAAAAUUGAAUUAUCAACAGUUUGUGAUUAUAUUGAUGAUUUUGCCGAUCAUUCUGCUCUUCAAUCUCUUCCAAAUGUACAUUGUGAAUUAUGUACAUUUGUUUUAACAACAACAAAAUAUAUGCUUGAUGCUAAACAUACUGAAGAUAAAGUACUCAUGUACAUUGACGAACAAGUAUGUGCACGUUUAACUGGUGUAGCAAAGAAAAAUUGUAAAGAUAUAAUUGAAAACGAUGGAAAAAAUCUAAUUAAUAGCAUUCAAUCAGGAACAAAAUCAAUGCUUCUUUGUACUCGUUUUCAAGUUUGUAUUAGUAACGUGCUCGAUAAAGCAAGUCCAAUUGAAAAAAAUGAAAAGGAUUCAUUUCUCAAAGAAAACAUUUGUGAAAAACUUGGAUCAUUCAAAGAUGCUUGUAAUGGAUUGAUUGAAAAAGAUGCUAAUCGUCUUAUAACAGCACUUGCGGUUGAUAUGGAAGGUGAUGAUCUUUGUCGUAUAUUUGGAUUGUGUCCAAAGAAAAUGUCACUCUUUGAUAAUUUGGCUGUUAAUGAUGAUAAAAAUAAAUGUCAACGAUGCAUAACUGAUUUUACACGACGAAAACAUAUUGCAGAAAAACUUGUGAAUCAUUCAUCAGAAUUUCUUCAUCAUCUUUGUGAACAAUUACCUCAAAAAGAUGAUUGUAUAAAAACUGUUGAAGAAUCAAUCAAUGAACUUGUUGAUUUCGUUCGAUCAUUGGAUCCACAAGACAUUUGUGUAAAAUUAAAUUACUGUAAUGAAACAAUGUUGGCAACAAUGGAACAAGUUCAGAUUAGUUCAACGGAUGACGUCAUGAGUUUGGGAUCAUCUUUAACGAGAGAUACUCUCAAUUGUACUUUAUGUAAAUUGGCAUUUGGUACUAUAAAAAAAGCACUUACAACGAAUUCAACCGAGCAAGAAAUUAUUCAAUCUAUUAAAGUUGAAAUCUGUUCAAAACUUGGAGCUCUUGCAGAAUUGUGCAAACAAGCUAUUGAUACUGAAGGUCCAGCUAUUUUAAAUAUGAUUGCAAACGAUAUUGACCCAAAAAAAGCAUGCGUUACAAUGGGUAUUUGUGCGCAGAGUGCACAAUUUGCAAAUUGUAAUGACAAAUGUGAUUGCUGUAUGAGUAAAAUUGAAAUUCAUGAAGUACGAAUUGCUACGUUUCUGCGUGCAAUUGUUGACAAUAUUAAAACUCUAUGCAAACGUACGCCAGGAGCUAAUAAGUGCCUUGAAAUGACUACAAAACUUGAAUCAAACGUCAAUCGAAUAACUUCACGUUUUAAUGCUAAAGGUGUUUGUCAAAUAUUAAAUCAUUGUUCAACAUUACCUGUUGAGAUUGAAACGUUAUCGGUAUGCAAAUCACGAAUUGAAUCUAAAAGACAAUUUCUUCUUUCAUCAAUAUCGACAAUAAAUGAAAAUCUUAAAUCACUUUGUGAAUAUAUUCCGUGGAAUAAAGAUUGUUAUUCGAUUAUUGAUCGAUCAACUUUUGAUGUUAAUCAAAAAGUUUCACAAUUAGAUGCUGAAAAGACUUGUACAUCAGGUCAAUCUUUAGUUGAUUUAAUUUGUAUCAAAAAUAGUCCAUUUGAAAUAUUAUGCAAACAACUUGUUGAAUCCAAUGAGAAUAGUUUACGUAUGGAAGCUUUAUUUAAAUCAAUGUUUAAUCGAAAUGGACAUCUCGAAAAAGAACUUUGUGAAUUCGAUCAUGAACAUCAAUCAUCCGAUUGUAAACCAUCAUUUACAUCGAAGAAUUGUGAAAAUAAGUGUGAUUGUUGUGUACAAUUUUAUACAACAAAAAAGAACUACGAUUUACAAAUGAUUGAAACAUUACGAAAUGGACUUUUAGCUACUUGUGAUUGGAGUUUAUCGAAAGAUUAUUGCAUUUCAUGGUUCAAUCGUGUAUGCGAUCGAAUGAAAGCUAACUCUAAUGGAUUUACACCAACCACCUUUUGUAAAGGAACUGAGUUUUGUUUGAUUGAACAAGAAUCUAAAAUCGAUGGUGACAAAUGUGAAACUUGCAAAAAACGACUUAAUUCGCGUCAGAGUCGCUUCCGUACAACUGUUAACGAAGUAACAACAGCACUUCUUUCAUUAUGUACGGAUAGUGACUGUCGAUCACUUGUUCAAUCAGCACAACAACAAUCACUAAAUCAAAUAGAUAAAAUCAAUUCUCAAACCUAUUGUCAACGUUAUGGUUACUGUUCAUCAGAUCGUUCAUCUCAAACCUCAUUAUAUCUUUCACGUUUAUUAAUACAUUCGAAUCAUCAUGUUGGAUCAUCUAUUGAAGCUUUAGAUCAACGUUUCGAAUCAGCUUUAUCAAGUGAUAUUUGCUUUCAAUAUGGACAACUACGACCUAUGUGUGACCAUUUAUUAGCAUCACCACAAGGUCAUCGUUAUGCUAAUGUUUAUAUGGCUAUAUUGAAAAAUAAUCCAAAACUAAUUGACGAUGAUUUACGUGAACAAAUGGCAACUAAAGCGACUACUAAUUUUUGUGAUUCAUGUAAAAAUGCUAUUGAAUCAUCAAAAGAUUUCUUAAAUAAUGCCUUAGAUUCCGUUCUUAGCACAUUACUUCGUACAUGUGAACGUUGUCCAGUUAAAGAUCAAUGUCAAGACUUUUAUAAUCAACGAUUUAAUGAUAUUAAAUCCUAUAUCACUAACAUUAAUUCUGACCAAUUUUGUCAAUCACUUCAUUUAUGUGCCAAAUUGCCAAUUAUUAUUAAAAGUGAUCAAUGCUCAAAAUGUGUCGAAAGUUUACAAACACGAAAAACAAAUAUUUUACAUGCAAUGAAUCGUGUUGUUGCUUAUUUUGAUGAUCUUUGUCAACGUUUUGCCGGUAAACAAUGUCAAGUAUUUGUUAAACAAAUUCAAGAUUCAUUUGAAGAAUCUAUUGACAAUUUUGAUCCAAAACAAGCAUGUAAUGUAUUUGGUUUUUGUUCAACAACAAAUAAUCAAAAUCAAAUGGAUUUUGAGAAAUAUGAAAAAUACUUAGAAGAUGAAUUUGACAAAAAUAUUUGUUCAACUCUUGGUCCAUUUGAAACCUUAUGUAAACAAACUAUUCGUGGAAAUAGAAAACAAAUUGAAACAGUUAAAAUUAAUUAUAACGUUAAAGAUUUAAUGUUAAUCGGAGAAAAAUUAACAAACGGUAUGACUACAAACUUUUUCAAUGCAGCCAAUCUUAAUGAAUGCAAUCGUGAUAAAUGUCAAUGUUGUACCAAUCAAGUCAAUCAAAAGAAAGAUUGUGCAAAGAAUAUGGGAGAUAAAUUAAUUGCAUCUUUUAUUGCUUCAUGCGAUUAUUGUCCAGCUAAAGAUAAAUGUCAAAAAUAUUGGCAAGACUCUCAAACACAAUUUGAUUCAUGCAUUGACAAUAUGGACUCCAAACAAGUUUGUACUCGUCUUGGUUAUUGUAAUGUUUCAUCGUUAUGUAUGAAUAUGGGUGUUUUCCAACAAGCAUGUGAAGAAGCACUUACUGCUUUUACUCAAUCGCUUCAUCGUGAUCCAGAAAUACUCGAAAAACAUUUACCACAUACAUCAGUUGUAGUUUUACCAACAAAAGCAACGGAAGAAACAGAUCUAUUGAAAGAUUCGAAUUCUACUUGUAUUCUUUGUGAAUAUACAAUGAAAAUUCUCUCAAAUUAUAUUCAUCAAAAUUCAACGGAGCAAGAAAUUGAACAAAGUUUAGAGAAAAUUUGUAAUCAAAUGCCAGUCACUUUACAAAAGCAAUGUCAUGAAUUAAUUGAUAAUUAUGGUCCACCCAUUAUUGCAGUACUUAUUAAUGAUUUCGAUCUCUCGACUAUUUGCCGAAAACUUAAUUUAUGUACAAAUCAAAUGAAAGUACAAGUUUCUUAUCUGACAAAAGCCAAUCAAGCAACAUGUGGCAUCUGUGAUUAUGUUUCAACUUAUAUCAAUUUUGCAUUGAAACGUGAUUCAAGUGAAAAAUCACUUCAACAUGCAUUGUCAACUGUUUGUCAGCAUUUAUUAAAUGAACAAUAUUCACAAUGUCAAACAUUAAUUCAAUUAGUUGCACCGCAUAUUCGAACAUUAGAACUUGGUAUUAAUAGAAAUUUUUGUCAACAAUUAACUAUUUGUCAAACAUCAACAGAUAAUAUGAAUGUAGUUAAACCUUCAGUAGUUCAUGUACCAUUGAAAAAAGAAGAAUCAACUAAAGACGAUGAUGAAUUAAAACAGAUGAUUGUUAAGAAUCUAGAUAUUACACCACAAUGCACAUUAUGUCACUAUGUUAUUUCCUAUUUGGAUGCUGUUCUGAAGAAUAAUAAAUCGGAAGCAGCAGUUGAAGCAGCAUUAGAAAAAGUGUGCACUAUUUUGCCAAGUAAAGAACGUGCUCGAUGUGAUGAUUUCGUUAAAACUUAUGGGCCAGUUCUUGCUGAAUUGAUUGUUGAAAUGGCUGAUCCAGAUGCUAUUUGUCGUUAUCUUGGCAUGUGUCAGGUUGCAUUACCAAUAGAAGCAACUACAAAAAAAACGGCACCUGUUACGUAUUCAAAUCAUGAUUAUGUCCGUCUAUCAGCAGAACCAAAACCAUUUGCAUGUACUAUUUGUCAAUUCAUCAUUACUCGUAUGAAACACUUUGCUACUCUCAAUCAAACAGAAGAAGAAAUUCUUGCAUCAUUAAAACAAUCAUGUGAUUUAUUCACUGUUAUUAAUCUGAAACAGCAAUGUCAAGAUUUUCUUCAACAAUAUGGACCAUAUAUUAUUCAAAUGAUCUCCAGUGAUGUUGAACCGAAGAUUGCUUGUCAAAAUUUAGGAAUAUGUGAAAAAAAUGUAGCAACAUCACCAAAACCAACAGUCCAUCAAUCUACUCCUCCAGCUCCGGUGGCAUCAUCAACAACGUAUGGAAAAUGUAUAUUCGGUAUGAAUUAUUGGUGUACAAGUCGUCAAAAUGCAGAAUUAUGCAACGCUGUCGAAUUAUGUGAACGUCAAGUUUGGUCAAAAAGAAAUAAGAACAUUGUUAUUUAA